UCCUAAGUACUUAGGAGUUUCUCAUAGCGGUAGUCACAGACUGUAAACAUGGCAGACGAAGAAGAACACCGCGUUCGCCGCCCGAGGAAUUUUCGUCCAAGACUGGAUAUAUUCGAUGUGUAUGACGACAGUGAGUUUAAAAAAAGAUAUAGAGUAGAUCAAAGUGGCCUCAUGUAUGUGACUGACUUGAUCAGAGAGGCGAUUGCCAACCGCACAGAGAGGAGUCAUGCCGUAACACCUGAGAUGAAAGUGGCGGUAACUUUGAGGUAUUUUGCAACAGGCAAAAUGCAACUCUGCAAUGGUGAUGACUUUGGCCUCUCUCAGCCCACAAUUAGCAGAUUAAUUACGCAGACUGUUGAUGCUCUUACAGCUCCACGGAUGGUUCAAAGAUUUGUGAAGUUCCCAACUAAUCCUGUGGAAAUUCAAAGAAUACAAGUGGAUUUUUCACAAAUUGCUGGAUUCCCCGGUGUAGUGGGUGUGAUUGAUGGCACCCAUAUAAAAAUUGUUGCUCCAAAAGAUUUUGAAGAAGUUUACGUUAAUAGAAAAAACUUUCACAGCAUCAAUGUACAAGUUGUUUUUGAUGCUAAUUGCCUAGUGAGGAACAUUGUUGCAAAGUGGCCAGGAUCUGUUCAUGACUCAAGAAUUUUACGUGAAAGUGGACUUUGGCAAAUAUUUGAAGAGGACAGAAUACCUGCAGGAUGCUAUUUGUUAGGGGAUAGUGGGUACCCGUGUAAACGCUGGUUGCUGACCCCAUACCUAAGGCCUGAGGGACAUCAUCAAGAAGCUUAUAACAGGGCUCACAAGAAAACGCGAAGUAUCGUGGAAAGAGGGAUAGGUCAGCUAAAAAGAAGGUUUCAGGUUCUCCAUGGCGAAAUAAGAGUCGACCCACAAAAGGCAGCUAAGAUCAUCAUGGCAUGUGGCAUCAUGCAUAAUAUAUGCAAAGAACGGAACAUCCCAAUCGAAGAUGAAAAUGAAGAUGAAGAGGAUGUUGAUGACCAUAAUCAUGAUGAAGUGUUCCAGCCUGCGCAAGGAGAACCGGUUCCAGAUGGUGUACUUUUCAGGGAAAAUAUUCUCCGCAACCACUUCAUGAUUGAGGGCUAAAAUGUUGGAUGGAGGACCAAUUUAAUGGAGAUGGCUAUUGCUCCCACUAUCAGCAAGCAAGAGACAGAGGCAGAGGUCACAGAGCAGCCACCACCAGAGACAGAUGCAAAGGAACAAGAUUUGGCCUUACAUUUAGAUGCAAAUCUGCCUCCAUCUCUCAUCUCUUCGACUUCAGCGUCUAUCACAUCAGCACCUUUAGAAAUCACUGCUCCAGGAACCUUUGACUUCGAUGUUCCUGGCGCUUCAGGCUUUGCAACCCCUGGCCCCUCAGGCCUUGCAACCCCUGGCCCUUCAGGCCUUGUUUGUUUGUUUGUAUGGUGCUUUUACGUUGCAUGGAACCAGUGGUUAUUCAGCAACGGGACUUGUAUUACUAAGAAUUUA
Molecule: messenger RNA, 1482 nt
Organism: Macrobrachium nipponense
Lineage: Eukaryota; Metazoa; Arthropoda; Malacostraca; Decapoda; Palaemonidae
Product: putative nuclease HARBI1
Exons: 3
Coding region: 49-1101 (350 amino acids)
Source: RefSeq, a predicted model, not a curated record